CUCGCAUCGCGCAGUAUCGCGCCGCCCUCGCUUUGGAUCGCUCGCCACCAUGUCGAGGGUCUACAGAGAAAAACUCAUCGACGAAGUGAAAAAAUACCCGGUUCUUUAUGAUACUAGAAAUGAGAACCAUAGAGAUAUUGAUGUGAGAGAUCGCUGCUGGGCAGAGAUAUCGGAACGGUUGGGAGAGAACAGCGAAAUUCUAAAGCGAGAAUGGAAAAUCCUCCGCGACUCCCUUCGGCAGUCCCUCAAGAAAUGUAAACAAGGGGUCACUACUAAAGCGGGCACACCGUGUAAGAAGUGGCGGUUUCAGAACAGGAUGUCCUUCGUGCUACCCUACAUGACCAUCCGAAGAACGCAAAGGCGACAAAGAGACGUGAAGAUCGACGAAACAGAAAAAGACAUACAAUCGGAACCAGAGUCAGAAACCUGGGACACUGGCUCUGGAGACCAGGACUCCUUGGAGCUGUUCUUUGCCAGCGUCUGCCAGAGCACUAAGAGGCUGCCUAAAACUUAUCAGAAUCAGAUAAAACGGCAAGUCCUCGACGUAUUACUCAGAAUAGAAGAAGAAGCCGAAGUUCUAGACACCAAGAGUGCCGUCAACAGGAACUUUUAACUGGUCAGCUUCAUUCUGACCCACUCCCUACGCGGC
Molecule: messenger RNA, 649 nt
Organism: Cydia amplana
Lineage: Eukaryota; Metazoa; Arthropoda; Insecta; Lepidoptera; Tortricidae
Exons: 4
Coding region: 50-613 (187 amino acids)
Biological process (GO): regulation of transcription by RNA polymerase II
Cellular component (GO): transcription regulator complex; nucleus
Molecular function (GO): DNA binding
Source: RefSeq, a predicted model, not a curated record